AUGGAUUCUGAGCCUAAACAAGCCAUCCAACAUGCGGCAGGAAGAUACAAAAGCAACCAACAACGCAAAUGCACCCGCACUCGAAGAGACAUCAUGAACGCAACCGGAACCCCAGAUAAAUACCGAUUGUUGACAUACACUGCUAUGUCCGAGAAAGUCAUUCUCGUUGAGCAGAAGUGUGAAUCCCUUCAAGAUAGGAUCAUCGCCUUGGAAAGGAAUGCUCAACAAGACCGUGAUGCCGCCCUUCACGGUGAUGAGAUACAUAGUAAUGACUCGGAUUCUGAGAGUAGCUUCGAAAUCGUCAACCCCGAAAUCGAUCUAUAUGGUCGGACAUAUGGUGCCGUUAGUUCUGACGAAGAGACCUGCUCCGAUGAAGAGACCUGCUCCGAUGAAGAGACCUGCUCCGAUGAACAUAGCUCCUCACUGUCGUCCAUGGAAGAUUCACUCAAGAGCGAAUCUCAGAGUGACGAAGAAGCCAUUGAUUCCAUCAAACCCAACCCAUCAGAGACCUUCGAAGGAAGACUUUCCGAGAUCGACAUUAGAAUGGCUAGAAUCGGGAGAAAUGUGGCCAGGCUCUUGAGUGAUGCCGAAGAUUCGAUGGAAGAAAGAAAGUGUAUUCAGAAGGGGAUAAAUUCCAAGUUGAAGCACGGCAGUGUUGAAGAGGGACUUGAGAAAGAGCCAUUGCGGGCACCUGUGGGCUUAUCUCCGGAACUUCAAGAGAAGGUCAGGCUUGCGCUAGAUAAAAGAAGCUCUUUUGCUCCUACGAAGUGA
Molecule: messenger RNA, 771 nt
Organism: Penicillium daleae
Lineage: Eukaryota; Fungi; Ascomycota; Eurotiomycetes; Eurotiales; Aspergillaceae
Exons: 1
Coding region: 1-771 (256 amino acids)
Source: RefSeq, a predicted model, not a curated record